This is a messenger RNA of Exophiala xenobiotica, 1090 nucleotides long. RefSeq lists its product as uncharacterized. The transcript has 2 exons. Bases 1 to 852 code for a protein of 283 amino acids. Lineage: Eukaryota; Fungi; Ascomycota; Eurotiomycetes; Chaetothyriales; Herpotrichiellaceae. The record is from RefSeq and is a predicted model, not a curated record.
AUGAGUUGGAUGGAUUCGUGGUCGCGACCUGGCAAGCGUUCAGCCGUGCCUCCUCCCUUCUACCUCACUCAGGAAAAUGCUGCUUACUGUCAGACGUGCGGUCGAGCAAUGAGUUCCCGCAAAAUCCAGCAAGCUCAGACAAAGGUUAUCAAGUACUGUUCAGAUGGUUGCCGCCACCAUAAGCCAGGUCCGCUCGAUCGAAAGAUAGAAAGGACCAUAGUGGCACUUCUCAACGCAGAGCCUGGAUCAGGGAUCGAGGAAACCGCAGCCAAGUCCAAAUUUGUCAAAGGCGACCGUCGAAACAUCAUAACAAUGCAGGAAGUUGAGGAUCUCAUGUUUCGUCCUAAAUCCCAAGCGGAGCGAAGCAGCUCCCCGUCGAGACAAGCUGCAGAGACAUCAGACGUCAGUGACCUUGAUUCAGACAAUCUGCCUCAAGCACCACCAUCGGAGGGCAGCGUUGGCGGGCUGGCGAGCCGUGAAGGUUCGCUUGAGCCUGAAGCCCCCGAUGCAGAUGACAGUCUCGGUGAAGAAAGUGCACAGCCUGCACAGCAAACCGCCGCAGCAGAGGAACUCAAGAAGAGACAGGAGGGCCAGCGCCGAGCAGAGCAGCGUGAAAUGGUCCGGAGAGCGGCUCGAAGACUUGUGGUGUUUGGCAAUGCCCAAGAGCCCCGCGAGAACAGGAGCCAACGCCAGGCGAAGGCAGAGAAGCGCUCCAAGGGUUCUAACAAGACAGCCACGGAUGAGGCCUCUGUUCCAGUCCGACGCAAAGCCGAAGCAGUGAUGAAUGGCGCAGUCGUCGAACCCAGUUUUGCCAAGGGCAACUGGGCCAUUCGAUGGAGGGAGGAGACGUGAGUUGUCAUUGAACGUCAUCUCAUCACGAGGCUGCCGUUGCGACGGUCCAUCAGGUCGGUCCCUCUCCAACGCAGCAUGCCAUUCUCGACUGGCUUGUUUUUGUCAUUGAUGAACGGCUUUCGAGGCCAGCUCCUGGCAAUGUCGAUGCUGGCUCGAGGAGCCCAGAUUUCCAGAAAGAAGAAAAUGAGAUAGUCAAUGAUAACGCAGAGGCAGAAGAGCUUGCCAGCCCAUAUCCCAC